UUCCACAUCCUGCCACUAGAAGUCGCCAGAUUUCAACUGACAUAUUUCUGCAUGACGUCAUAGUUUCUGCGACAUUUUUAACAACCAGAAACGUCAGUUUUCGGGGACUCGAUCAUCGGGGUGUUUGGAGAAGGUAACAUCAUGGCGACAGGACCUGGAGAAGCGUCCACUGGACACGAUGCAGAAUUGGACGAGUUAUUGGACAGUGCCUUGGAUGAUUUUGACAAAACAUCGGUCCCUCCAGCUCCUGAGCCUGCUGCAGCUUCCUCCUCAGCCAGCAGUGGUCCAGAGAAGCCGCCCCUGCUUGAAGACUGCAAACUGUUUGAGAGUUUAUUUGAGGGUGAAAUGGCUUCUCAAGCCAAGGAAGAGUGGGAGAAGGCCAUGACUGAGCUAGCCCAUGAGGAGCCCGAGUUACUGCAGCACUUUCAUAAACUGUCAGAGGCUGCAGGCAAAGUUGGCACUGACACAGCCUCACAACAAGAAUUCACCUCCUGUCUUAAAGAUACCCUCCGUGGUUUGGCCAAAAACGCAGACAACCUGCAGUCGUCAGGAUUGGCUGGGGACGACCUUGUCAAGGCUCUAGAAGGCCUGGGAUUGGAUGAGGCUGGUGAAGGAAGUGAUGAUGGAAACAUCCUGCCCAUCAUGCAGUCCAUCAUGCAGAAUCUCCUCUCUAAAGAAGUGCUGUAUCCGUCUCUCAAAGAGAUCACUGCCAAGUACCCAGAGUGGUUGGACACCAACAAGCCAAACCUGAGCCCAGAGGACUUCCAGCGCUUUACCCAGCAGGCAAAAAUCAUGGGAGACAUCUGUAAGCACUUCGAGAAGGAGGAGGAGGGAGCAGAGGAAAAAGACGGCACGUUUGAGAACAUUAUGGAUCUGAUGCAAAAGCUGCAAGACCUCGGCCAACCUCCCAAAGAGCUGGCGGGUGACACGCCUCCUGGCUUUAACUUCGACAUCGAGUCCCUCAAUCUCCCAGGAGGCCCUGGGGCGGGGGCGGCAGAGCAGUGCUCCAUCAUGUGAUGAGGUGGCGGUGCGGUCCAUCAGAAGCACUGGAGCCAGAGGGUCACUCUGUGUGGGCGUCAGACAGUCGAGCAACAAAGGAAGGAGGGGAUGACAGAGAGAGAAGUAAACGUGAGGCAGGAGUAGAACUGGACUGUUGACACUGUUCUCCCUUGAGCAGAAGGUGUGUGUGUGUGUGUGUGUGUGGGUGCAGGAACAUCAGGAGGAGGCAGGAAAACCAACAGGAAGUUCACACACAAACACAAACUCCUCAGCCUAAAAUCACUGACCGCACAGCUGAGAACACUUCAUCCCUGCGUUAGCCCGUCAGCGGUUGCCGUUAGCGCUUUGACUUUUUUAUUUUAGCAUCAUUCCUUUAUUUCGAAAAAAACAACAGUUGCAGUUUUUUGUGUUGUUUCAACUGUUUAGCCUCAUGGUUAAAACCAACCACACCACUUCACGGGUUUAAACAGUGCCUUUGCAGAAUGAUUUUUAAGAUGUUGUUUUAGGCCUCAUCAGUAGAAGGUAAAGUUUUGAUAUCAUUCAUCCGAGCACUUAAGAUCAUUGUUCUAAAACUGUAGGCUCAUCCCAUUCUUUCACCAAGGUAGUGAUGAUUCUUUGGUACCUCAUUAAUUACACACCUCUGUUUCUGUACAGCCUGUAUAGGAUGUAAAUGAAGAGCUAAUCACGUGUUAACAUGUAAGGAAGAUGAAACUAACCAAGUGUACAUUUGUUGAUUAUUUAUAAAACUAAAAGAGACUAAAGAGGAGUCCUUGUUAAAGGAUCCUCCUGUAAUCCAGCCAACUAACAUGGCAAUAAAAUAAGACCCGUCCCCUGUUCCUGUCCCCGCAGUAUGAACAUAAAGUGAUUGCGAUGAUGAUUCCUGAAUGCCUUUGCUGUGGUUACAGUGAUCAUUAUAGUGUAGCGUUACUGUGAAAAGUGCUUCCCUUGUGAUUCCCUGUGUGUUUAAUGUGCAGAGUGAUGUUGUUUUGGUAUGGGGUCCCUGCUAGGGAAGAAAUUUCAGAGGUAUUCACGAGCUGUUUACCACCUAUUUACACAAAUAUACUAUACCCUCCAUUAAAAGUACAUUAUGUUCUUUCCAGAGAAGGCGGGUAAAAACAUCCUGAUGUUAACACAUUUCGGCCGUGGCUUGUUUACUCCAGCAGCCACUUCUCGCCGGCUGCUAAUGCCAAUAGACAAAAUUAAGCGCUGUGACUGUACAGACAGGUCUAGAAUUCACACGACCAGCAGCUCAUCAAUAACUGUGUAAUAAAAGGUUACUGUAAAAGGAUUCAGUCAGCCAUGCACUGAAGCGAGAGCAGAUUUACGUGGAACACGGCUGAGGGGUCGCUGCUGUGGAGGUCCAUAAAGGCCCGUGGUUGUCACUGCAGGGGGGUUCAGCAGGGGUGUGAUCCAUUCAACUCUCAGGCCGAUGUAAACAUGCCCUACACACGGUUAAUGAAAUGCAUCCUGAUGUUUGACACUACCAUUUUGUUUUGUAAAUAUAUGAAAUAAAAUAAUAUGAUUCAAA
Messenger RNA from Notolabrus celidotus (New Zealand spotty), 2527 nucleotides. It is a transcript of the gene pex19, whose product is annotated as peroxisomal biogenesis factor 19. The record is from RefSeq and is a predicted model, not a curated record. Gene Ontology annotation, cellular component: peroxisome; peroxisomal membrane. The transcript is spliced from 8 exons. Bases 142 to 1017 code for a protein of 291 amino acids. NCBI's taxonomy places the organism in Eukaryota, Metazoa, Chordata, Actinopteri, Labriformes, Labridae. Gene Ontology annotation, biological process: protein import into peroxisome membrane.